Phragmites australis (common reed) is the source of this 2624-nucleotide messenger RNA. Its product is annotated as RINT1-like protein MAG2L. Gene Ontology annotation, cellular component: Dsl1/NZR complex. Lineage: Eukaryota; Viridiplantae; Streptophyta; Magnoliopsida; Poales; Poaceae. The coding region runs from base 86 to 2506 and encodes 806 amino acids. The record is from RefSeq and is a predicted model, not a curated record. The transcript is spliced from 4 exons. Gene Ontology annotation, biological process: retrograde vesicle-mediated transport, Golgi to endoplasmic reticulum; regulation of ER to Golgi vesicle-mediated transport; endoplasmic reticulum to Golgi vesicle-mediated transport.
UGGCUUGACACAGGUGGGCUAAGAGAGUCCCGUCCCACGCGGCCACGCCAAGCCACCUCCUCCUCCUCUCUCUCUCCACUCACCCAUGUCGCCCCCGCGGCUGCGGCCGCCGCCGGCGAGCCUGCGCGGCUUCCUGGACGCGCACUUCGCCUCCCCGGAGGACCUAGCCGCCGCGCCGGCCCUCGCCGAGUUGCUGCGCCGCGAGUGCGCGGAGCUCGAGGCCUCGCUCCGCCGCCUCGAGGCGCAGCUCGCGUCCGCGGCCGCUUCCUGGCUCGCGCGCUCCGGCGAGGCUCGGUUGGACCUCCGCCGCCUCAGGUCCCGAGGCGGAGGCGUCGAAGAGGAGGAUGAGGGGGUGGAGACGGUGCGUACCGUGGGGUUGCCGGCGCUCGUGCGGGAGAUCCAACGGAUCGACACCAUUCGACUCUACGCAGAAGCUACUCUACAGUUGGAAGCUUUGGUUGGUAACCUAGAAGAUGCGGCAUUUUCCAUCGUUAGACAGGCUUCAAAGUUGAACCUGCCAUCUAUACUUCGAAAAUCAAAUGAAACAGAAUGGAAGCAAGGAAAGUUGCUUCACGCUAUCAAUGCCAUGAGAGAUAUUGAGCGAGAGUUGGUAAGCAUCAGCACAAGUAGACCACAGUGGACCAACCUUAUCAUGGUCGUUGAUUCUAGAGUGGACAAAACUCUAGCCAUUUUGAGGCCUCAAGCACUCACAGAUUAUCGGGCUCUACUUGCAGCACUGGGUUGGCCACCUUCUUUGUCCUCACCAGACACACAGGAGGAUAAAUACUCCCAAAUUCCGAAUCCUCUUGACUUGAUGAACGAGGACAAUAAAGAGAAAUAUUCUCAAAGCUUCCUAGCACUGUGUGCCCUGCAACAUGUGCAGGCGAAUCGUGAAGUGCGCCAAUGUCAAACAACAGCAGCAACCCCUGCCCUAGCAGAUUCGAAGUACUUCGAUAAAACCGCUUGCUUCGAUAAUGGACUUUGGGCAAUUGAUGAAUUAGUUCAUCCUAUUGCUUCAAGGAUGGAAUAUCAUUUUGCGAAAUGGUCUGAACAGCCGGAGUUCAUUUUUACCCUUGUUUACAAGAUAACAAAGGAUUUCAUGGAUGGGGUGGAUGAUAUAUUGCAGCCUUUGAUUGAUCAAGCAAGGUUAGUGGGCUUAAGUGCCAAAGAAUCUUGGGUAACUGGAAUGGUGAAAAUGCUUGUAGGAUACCUUGAGAGGCAAAUUUUCCCAGCACUUGUCACCUCUUAUCAAGAACAGGCUACUGUUGGCAAACCUGAAGUUCAUUCCUCUUGGUUGCACUUAAAUGACGUGAUGAUUUCUUUUGAUAAAAGAAUGCAACUUCUGGCAGAUUCAGGAAUUCAGAAAAUUGCAUCUAUUUCUGAAGGGCUGUCGAGAUCCUUAUCUGUCUUUUCAAUAUAUGGUGAACACUCUGAUUGGCUUCAGAUAUGGGCUGGUGUGGAGCUUAGUUCAGCGCAAGAUAAUCUCAAAUCUGAAAUGGACGAUGAGACAAGUUGGUCAUGUAUUGACAAUCAGCAUGGCCAGUUUGGUCAUCAGGAAAACUCUAUUAAGUUUCUUCUCUCUACAAGAGAAGAUUACAAAGCUCCGCCAGUUUCUGAAAUUGUUGUCAAAACUGCAUUGUCAAUGAUCAAAAGAGGCUGUGCUCUGCCUACUAAGGGAAUGCAGAGCCAGUAUAACCGAUCCUCUUCAGUCCAGUUCCUGAAUGACUUUUUUCUUGUCUUGCGUGACCGAUGUGAGGCAUUGCAAUUGUCGAAUACAGCAUUAGAAGAUCAGUCUUUGUCAAAGGCUUCCUGUGCAAUUAAUGCUGCGCGUUAUUGUGAAAAUGUGCUUCGGGAAUGGGAUGAAGACACUGCCUUCUUGGAUAUGGGUGCUCGAGGGUCUCUAUUUACAGAUGAAAUCAACUUUUUGGUUAAAUUAGGGACCAAUUAUCUGGAACAGAUACUGUCUUCCAUUCUGCUUGAGUUUGAAGAUCUGUCAUGGGAAUAUGUCCAGAACAUUGGAUCAUCGAGUGAACAAACUGCCUUAGAUGAUCAGAUCCUGGAUGAAGAAAGUGUUGGGGUAUCUCCUGGUUUUGUUGCCAGUCUAGAUGUUCUGACAGACAGAACCACUAAGCUGAACCUAUAUCUAAAUUCCAAGGAUUUCCUUGAUCUUUGGAGGAGUAUAGCGGAAGGUCUGGACUACUUCAUUUACAGCAGCGUACGGUGGGGUGAAGUAAGUUUCUCUGACCCAGGAGUCAUCCAGCUAAGAGUUGAUACAAAAGCCCUUCUCCACGUUUUUAGGCCCUUCUGUUCAAGACCUGAAGCUUUUCUCCCAUUGCUAAGCGAGUCCCUGAGACUGUUAACCAUGAGAGGGGCAGAUGCACAAUACCUGCUGGAAAUGCUCACGAACGAUUCAAAGAGCGACAAUGGCCUAUGGCAACAAGGAUUUCACCAUGUAAAAGCUAGCCAAGCUGCAAAGAUCUUAAGAAGCAGGAGCGUUGCUGCAUAAUCUUCGUCAUAAAAGGGUGUUGCUGGAAAUGAUCAUAAAGCUGAUUUUGCAUGCUGAUAUUUUGAUUUGAAUUGUGAUGAUACUGCUGCUGAAUGCACGACUGUAUUCCUUCCGGGAA